AUGAUGACGUUUGACAAUGAGGAAGAGCUCCUCAAGAUCUCCAAAUAUCAUCCCACAUCAAAGCUAUUGUUGCGUAUUGCAGUGGAUGACUCCAAGUCACUGUUAAAACUGAGCACAAAGUUUGGAGCCAAACUCCAGACUGUGGGCGUCCUACUGCUGAGAGCUCAGGAGCUGCACUUGAACAUCAUUGGAGUCAGUUUCCAUGUGGGGUGUCUGUGCACUGACAACACUGCCUAUAAGAAGGCCAUAGCAGACGCCAGACACGUCUUUGACCAAGCUAAUCUGAGUGGAUUUCAGAUGAAAAUUCUGAACAUAGGUGGAGGAUUCUAUGGAGAUGAAGAAUUUCAAAUGGUGUCAAAAGGAAUAAAUGAGGCACUGGAUGAGUUCUUUCCUGCUGACUGUGGAGUGAGAAUCAUCGCCGAACCUGGACGCUACUUUGUGGAGUCUGCUUUUACACUCGCUAUGAAUGUCUUUGCCAAAAGACAAGUUCAGGGUGAUCCAAUGAUCAGCAGCAAAGAUGGGAAUGGCUUAAACAAAUUGAUGAUGUAUUACGUAACAGAUGGGGUUUAUGGUUCAUUUGCGGACAACAGGUUCUACCUUGAGAUAAGACCUUAUGACCUGCGCCCCCACAGGGUAAAGGGGUAUACUGUUUUAUUUUAUAUGAAAUGUUUGUCAUUAAAGUGCAACUAAAUAUUUUUCAAAUCUUCCUACAGCCAGUGGACAGCAGUGAGCCCCUGUACCAGUCUAUUAU
Messenger RNA from Boleophthalmus pectinirostris (great blue-spotted mudskipper), 751 nucleotides. RefSeq names its product ornithine decarboxylase-like. The coding region runs from base 1 to 690 and encodes 229 amino acids. The transcript has 5 exons. Lineage: Eukaryota; Metazoa; Chordata; Actinopteri; Gobiiformes; Gobiidae. Gene Ontology annotation, cellular component: cytoplasm. Gene Ontology annotation, molecular function: ornithine decarboxylase activity. The record is from RefSeq and is a predicted model, not a curated record.